CCAAUUGGUUUCAUUUGAAGGGGCCAAAUCUGACAAAAAUUCUUUAGGGCCUAUUUUUUACCAACUAUAAAAAAAAUUUUGAACAUUUUUGGGGGGGCCAUGGCCCCCCCACAGUAUAAGGUGGCUCCGCCCCUGGGGCGGAGGUCGAGAAGGUGCAGGUUAAAAAGUUUACCAGAAGAGUUGGUGGAAGAGAUCUUGGCAUGGCUUCCAGUAAAAUCAUUAGUUCGUUUCAAGUGCGUUAAAAAGUCAUGGACAGCUCUUUUCCAAACCCCAAAUUUCAUUGCCAAACACCUUCGUUCCAGUCAGUCUAAAACUAAAAACCAUCCAAAUCCAACUCUUCUUCUCGAGAUCCUUGGCGAAAGAAGUCUUGUUUCAAAAUACCUCCUGCAAUCUCAUCAUCACGACGAGGCCAAUGACCACCGAAGUGUUUAUCAUGAUCACCUCCCGCAAUAUCAUCAUGAUGUUGGUUCUGUUUCUGAUGAGUGGCUUGUUCUUGAAGAAGAACGACGACUACCUUUUGUGGACUACUUUCAGGGUGAGAACAUGAUGAGUGGCUUGUUCACAGAUGGACUACUACGCACCAACAUGUUUGCUUGCAUCAACGGCAUUAUUUGUAUUGGCGGUCUAUUCAAUUGCUACCCCUCCUUUCAUGGCUUUGUUUUAUGGAAUCCGGCGAUCAGAGAAGGUAAAACCGUUGCCUAUCCCAUAACCAAAACUCCUGAUUUUGUUCAAGCAAAAAAAUCGUUUUCCUUUUUUGCAUUUGGUUAUGAUCAAAUUUCUAAUGACUACAAGGUGGUUAGAGUUGAGAGAUAUACUUUGAAAUCUGCAAUCACCAGCUACUACAAUUCUUUUUAUCUUUACUCCCUAAGGGCUGAUUCCUGGACCCAAAUAUUUAGCACCCCUUUUCUUCAUUCAAACGUUAGUGUGGAUACUCGUCAUGAUGAAAUAUACUUUAAUGGAGUUCAUCAUUGGCUUGGUUUCCCCAACGAAGAACCCGGGGAGAGAUAUAAUAAUCGCAUAAUUAUAUCCUUUGACAUGAGCCAUGAGGUUUUUCAAAUAAUAAGGUUUCCAGAGUUUUCAACAAGCAAAAGCGAAAGGCUUGCUGUAUUCAAUGAUUGCCUUGCUUGUAUCCUUUAUGGUAUCACUGAAUGCAUUGAUAUUGAUAUAUGGGUGAUGCGUGAAUAUGGGGUCGAGGAUUCUUGGACCAAACAGCUUGUUGUAAAUCCCCCUGUACCAAUUACAUGUCCAGUACGAUUUUUCGGGAAUGGAGAAUUCCUUCUGUUUGAUAAAAAUUGGGCAAUGGUUUUGUAUAACAUUGGUUCUCAAGAAAUUAGGAUUCUUCAAUGCACAGGCUAUCCAAACACAUCCCUGCCAUUGGAACUUAUCGAUUACGUGGAGAGUCUUGUUUCAUUCACAGGUGGAAAUGUGUUUUAGAGUUAUUUUGCCUGAGCUCCUAGUUAUUUAUAUCAAAAAAUAUUGUUUCAAUAACUUAUGUGUGGCUUAGAGAAGAUGAUAUUGCAUCUCAUAUGGAUGGUGUCUUUGUUAAUUUAUUUAGAGUGAGAGCUAAAUAACAUCUCAGCUAUUGCUAGCUUUGUUGUCUAUUUGUUCUAGUAAAAUUUACAAAUACUUGGUUACUUGAGGAUCUGUAUCACUGGGUAAUGUGACAAAUUAAGUUUUAUAUAUUUUGAUGGAAACCAUAUUUAUUGGA
Molecule: messenger RNA, 1708 nt
Organism: Quercus robur (English oak)
Lineage: Eukaryota; Viridiplantae; Streptophyta; Magnoliopsida; Fagales; Fagaceae
Product: F-box/kelch-repeat protein At3g06240-like
Exons: 1
Coding region: 100-1434 (444 amino acids)
Molecular function (GO): protein binding
Source: RefSeq, a predicted model, not a curated record